UUGUGUUAGGAGACACACCGGACAGGAAAAUCAGUAAAGGCAUAUGCCGAAACUGCAACUAAAAGAAAACAUUACACCAGCAGAGCUAGCUUACAGAUCCCUUUUCAAGACAUUUGGGGGGGAAAAGGGGAUAGAACAUAAAGUGAAGAAUGACUUCCAAAGAAGAUGCGAAGGGUCCUUCAGUGGAAGAAAGAAGGCGAAGCCCCCUGGAUCAUCUACCACCCCCGGCAAACUCGAACAAACCACUCACCCCGUUCAGUAUCGAAGACAUCCUGAAUAAGCCAUCAGUAAGGAGAAGUUACACGAUCUGCGGGACCGCUCACCUACUCUCCGCCGCCGAGAAACACGCUCCUACUGGGCUUCCCCUGUCCGGCCGAGGACUGCUCACCCACACCUCCCCGCUCUGCGCCCUGGAAGAGCUCGCCAGCAAAACAUUUAAAGGACUGGAAGUCAGUGUUCUCCAGGCAGCCGAAGGAAGAGACGGUUUGACGAUUUUUGGCCAGAGGAACACUCCCAAAAAGAGGAGAAAGUCCCGAACAGCAUUCACCAACCACCAGAUCUAUGAACUGGAGAAAAGAUUUCUGUACCAGAAGUAUCUGUCCCCGGCUGACCGAGACCAAAUCGCCCAGCAACUUGGUUUAACGAAUGCCCAAGUAAUCACGUGGUUUCAAAACCGCAGAGCCAAACUCAAGCGGGAUUUGGAAGAGAUGAAAGCGGAUGUGGAAUCCGCCAAAUCGGGUGCUCCAGACGGGAAAAGUGUCACACUAGACUUUGAGCCGAAUCCCGGGGCCAUAGGCACAUCCAGAUCUCAAUCUCCACUGCUGUCACCGGAGACUCCCAGCAAACUGCAAAUGUCACCAUCAUCACCAUUUACAGACCACGCCACGAGCCAAGAAUGUUCAGAAGACGAGGAAGACGUGGAAAUUGACGUUGAUGACUGAUUUUUGUUUCUCUUUUAUUAUAUUACUCUAAAACCUUUUAUAUAAAAAUCAUUCAAAGCAAGCAUGGACUAUGUACUAUAUGCUGCACUGUUAUAUAUGCUAUAGUUAUAGUAACUUUAUAUAAAUAUAACCAAGGCAGUUUUUUCAAUUAAAGCAAUAAUCAGCAUACAGAGACAAUGACACAGUACUAACGACUGCCAAAUCAGGUAGAUUUCGUUUUUAUGGAAUGGUGCAAUUAUGUAUGGCUUCUAUAUAUUUUAAAAUAAAAAAUAAACACCCACCCACACAUUAUUAUUAUUAUUAUUAUUAUUAUUAUUAUUAUUAUUAUUAUUAUUAUUAUUAUUAUUAUUAAUUAUUCUUUUUUUGUUUUUUACAAUUUGUUUGCUCGGUUUAGCCUUACAUGGAGUUAUUCAUCGUUUCAGAAAAUACUGUAAAGCUUUCAGUGAGGCUGAAUUCAAUUUCGCAGAUUGCAUGGUACAGGUGUGCAUGAACUACUUUACUCCUUUCUUUUUACAUUAUUAUGCGUAUUCUUGCAAGUUUAUACAGUUUUUAUACUGUAUAUAUUUACUUUUCUUAGGGCGAGUAGAUUUGUUCAAAAUCUGCCUCCAUUAUUAAACAUUUUCUUUGUCUGCUCUUUACUGUUAUAUUAUGCCUACUAAACCAAGCUACCUUACCUAUUUUUGUAUGGUACAAGGUGGUAAAACUACUAAGUAUUUUAUACUCCAAUUUAUAGAAUAUUGCAUGCCACACAACCUUAAAAAGACCCUAUCAAAUACCAUUGAAGAAAAAAUAAAUAAAUACAGACUUUCUUUUAAUGAAAAAUAUGUACAGUAAACCCAGAAAGAAAACGUUUAGAUUGUGGAAUAAAAGGCCUGUUAUUUAAGUUAAUCAUGUCAUUAACAGUGUCGAUUUAUUUACUUUAUUUUAGGAUUGUACAGACUGCUCUGU
Messenger RNA from Acipenser ruthenus (sterlet), 1889 nucleotides. Its product is annotated as transcription factor LBX1-like. Gene Ontology annotation, molecular function: DNA binding; DNA-binding transcription factor activity, RNA polymerase II-specific. Lineage: Eukaryota; Metazoa; Chordata; Actinopteri; Acipenseriformes; Acipenseridae. The transcript has 3 exons. The record is from RefSeq and is a predicted model, not a curated record. The coding region runs from base 150 to 941 and encodes 263 amino acids. Gene Ontology annotation, biological process: regulation of DNA-templated transcription.